AUGCCCGGGCGCUUCGUCGAGACGUCCCCCACGGACCCGACCCACGAAGGAGCCUCCCCGAGGAGGAGCAGCUCGGCCGCCACCGCGUCGAGCACCCGCGGCAGCAGCCGCCAGACCGAUUUUUUGUCGCCCAGUGAGGCCGAUGCCACCGACUCGAAUCGCGACCGCGCCUUCGCCUACGCCACGCUGCUCACCAGGGACGGGUAUCUUCCGGGCGCGCUGUGCCUGCAGAGGAGCCUGCGACUCGCCAGGUGCCAGCACCCGCUGCUGGUGUUGCACACCGACACACUGAGCGACGCCGCCGUCCGCCAGCUCGAACAGGAGGGCUGCAAGAUGGUCCGCGUCGACCGCUACCUCCCCGCAGACAUGGACCCCUCGCAGUACAAGCUGUCGCUGUACGCCGAGUGCUGGACGAAGCUGCGGCUGUGGGAUCUGGAGCAGUACUCACGCAUUGUGUAUCUCGAUGCGGACAUGGCGGUGACCAGGAACAUCGACGAGCUCUUCGACCUGCCCCCGGGCUUCUACGCCGUCCCGGACUGCUCCUACGGCCGCCAGUCGCAGGAGGAGCGGGACAAGUGCCCGCUGUUCCACGCAGAUGCUGCCGGGGCGUACUUCAACGCCGGGAUGUUCGUUAUGGCGCCGAGCCGCGCGGAGGCGGCGCGCUUCGAGCGGCUGCUGCGCAGCGGGGAGGUCCGCGUCGGCGGCUUCGCCGAGCAGGACUUUUUGAACGAGAUUUACGCGGGGGAGUGGCGCGCGCUGCCCGUCGCCUUCAACGCGCAAAAGUUCAUUCGCAUGCACCACCCCGACCUGUUCGACGUCGAUAGCGUCGCGAUCAUCCACUACACCGACGCCAAGCCGUGGCACCGCGAGCACCCGGAACACGAGAAUUUCCAAGACAUCGUCAAUCUGUGGUGGAGUAUCUACGAAGCCGGGAAUGCUGACCGCAUGCACGCUGCAGCCGCCGGCGGUGCGAAGGCCGCUGGCGGCCGCGUCGACGGGGCGGGUGCGGCCAUCGAGCCGGCAGCGCUGGCGUCGACGGGCACCGUAGGCAGAGCGAUCAGCCAGGCAAAACGCGCCCAGGUGCUUGCGGUGCCGCAGCGCGCAGCGUCUGCGUGCCGCGUCAUGGUGUCGCCGUCGGCGUGA
Molecule: messenger RNA, 1143 nt
Organism: Pedinophyceae sp. YPF-701
Lineage: Eukaryota; Viridiplantae; Chlorophyta; Pedinophyceae
Source: the annotation of a GenBank genome assembly